This is a messenger RNA of Silurus meridionalis, 2309 nucleotides long. RefSeq names its product zinc finger and BTB domain containing 26 (gene zbtb26). The record is from RefSeq and is a predicted model, not a curated record. Gene Ontology annotation, biological process: regulation of transcription by RNA polymerase II. Gene Ontology annotation, cellular component: nucleus. The transcript is spliced from 3 exons. Gene Ontology annotation, molecular function: DNA-binding transcription factor activity, RNA polymerase II-specific; RNA polymerase II cis-regulatory region sequence-specific DNA binding; protein binding. NCBI's taxonomy places the organism in Eukaryota, Metazoa, Chordata, Actinopteri, Siluriformes, Siluridae. The coding region runs from base 503 to 1741 and encodes 412 amino acids.
CGUCAACAUAGUACGGGACCUGUUGGGGGCGCGCUGCCAUAACCGCACUAUGUAGUAUGUUAGUAUGCGGUUUCUGGAGAGAUAGCCGUGGUUUCAGGUAGUAAUCCGGCCCGUGACGAAAGAAUCACUCAAACAAGGCCACAGGUGUUGGGACGAGUUCGAGUCUGGAGUUUCCUCCAUCAUUGAUUCCUCUCUAAAUGUUCAGCUUGCGGUUGAACUGAUGCUCAACUGUAUGUCGGUGAUGAGUAGAUACACCAAGUGCCAAUCAAAACAAGUUCAAAAAGGAGCGAGCGCUCGACCCUGAUUGGUGGAUUGCUGUGAUUGACCAAGUUUUGAUCCACUAUCACUAUCCGCUAUCUAUCUCUUUAAAGUAAAAUAAAACACCUUGGAAAAAUUUUUAUUCUUUCUGGUAGCACAUGAUCCACUGUCUGGUAUCAGUCUGAGGCACUUGUAUUUGGGGACCCCCCCUGGUCUAAUUGAUGCCCAACAUUGAAUAUGUAACAUGGAGGUAGCACAGCCAGCCAUGGCACAGGAUGGUGUUAUUUUGCAAUUCAGUUUCGCCACCUUCGGUGACUCCAUGCUCCAGAAGAUGGACGUGCUUCGAAAGGACAGACGUUUCUGCGACGUCAUCGUGCACAUCAACGACAUCGAGAUUCCUGGUCACAAAGUUGUGUUCGCGGCCGGCUCUCCUUUCCUCCGAGACCAGUUUUUCCUUCAGGACUCUCAUGAAGUCGAGAUAUCGACGCUGCAGGACGCAGAAGUCGGACGGAGACUUCUUUUAUCUUGUUAUACAGGGACACUCGAGUUCCCAGAGUUGGAACUUGUCCACUAUCUGACUGUAGCCAGUUUUUUACAGAUGGGCCACAUUGUGGAGCAAUGCACCCAAGCCCUGAAUAAGUUCAUCAAGCCUCAGAAAGUUGAGGAUUCCCAUCAUUCUCAUCAGACGUCAACUAGUAACACACAGCAACAAGAGCCACCACAUAUUCAAACAGUGUUUGAUGACGACGAAGAGGUGGAAAACGUGAUCGAAGACGAUAAUGACGACGAUGUAAUCAUCGAACCAAGAUCGCCUACUAUGUUUCAGAGGAAAUGUCAGGGAGAGGAGAGCCCUAUCAAUAUCAUUAAAGUGGAAUCAGUGGAUGAUCGAAUGCAGAUGUCUCAAAAUUUGCAAAGUGGUCCUGCUCGGUCCCCUGCACUCUGUUCCCCAGAGCCCCAGCACUCGCUCAUUAACUCGACUGUAGAGACGCGUCCUGCUGAGAUGACCCCUAAUGCCACUCUCGACUAUGCACUUUCCUCUCCUGGUCCCAGUGGUUCGGGGAAGGAGAAUGUGUGGAGCUGCUCUCGAAAUACAGACAAAUCCAUGCAGUGGUACCACCAGUGCCCGAAAUGCGCUCGCGUCUUCCGCCAGUUGGAGAACUACGCCAACCAUUUGAAGAUGCACAAGCUGUUUAUGUGCCUCCUCUGUGGCAAGACGUUCACGCAGAAAGGGAAUCUGCACCGGCACAUGCGUGUCCAUGCCGGAAUUAAGCCGUUUCAGUGCAAAAUAUGCGGCAAGACAUUCACGCAAAAGUGCUCGCUACUUGACCACUUAAACCUGCACAGCGGAGACAAACCGCACCGCUGCAACUACUGUGAAAUGGUGUUCGCUCACAAACCUGUCCUGCGCAAACAUUUGAAGCAGAUUCAUGGCAAGAACAGUUUUGACAAUGCCAAUGAAGGUAGCAUGCUCGAAGGGUUUUAAAUCUACUUUGGCUACUAAAGACUUGUGUUAACACGUUAAUGGAUUUGAAAUCCUGUAUAUAAGGCAAGACCCUGUAUGCACACUAAUUGUUAAUACGUACCCAUCAUAUGAACACCGUUAUUUGUGUUAUUGUAUAGUUGAUCAUUGUACUGUUUUCAACAGCUGCUGUUUUUUGUAAUCGUUUUAAAUGAAUGGUACACCAAGUUGGGUCCUUAACCCUUGACUGCUCAGUUUGUAUCCUUUCUCACCUCCCUAAUCAAACGUCACUUUGUUGAAACGCAUCAGCUCUUCUGUUCACGAUAGAUGCCGGCUAUCGUUAAGUGGUUUUCAUGGGAUCUCCGCAAAAUACGCAUGAAACCUCGGUAACGAUUCAUGUCGUGUCCUCCACUGUCUUUUCCAACAGUGUAAAUUCACUACAGGUGUCCCAAAAGUCUUGUUCAAGAUCUUAUAGAAGUAGUUUGCCUUAUAUACAUAUGGUGAAUGUCAAAAGACCUAGACUUGUAUGGUUUUGUGAGACACAUGCACAUUCCUUUUGUUUAUAUAAAUAAAGGUUGAUUCGGUAAUUUAA